GAGCUCUAGUUUAUCAUGGCGAUACGUAAAGUUUAGUGUCCCUAUGUUUUAACAUUUUGAGACCUAAUGUAUUUGAAGAUCAAAGCUCUGUUGCAGUUCUAACAGCUAUGAAGUAACUGCCGAUUUUAGCAGAGGAGAAGACACAGGUUUUACAAGUUUCAUAAGCACUUAUACCACAUUGGGUUCCAUCCUCUUACUCCAACGAGCAACUCUUAGUUUUUGUUCUUAGAUCCCCUACUGGCCAAUCAUACUUGAUCAUGGGCGGAGACCAGAAAGAGAAGACACCUUAAGGCUCCAGAGAGACUACAGAGACUCAACCAGAAACAGCAGUAACUAGACAGAGGAGCCACAAGAGAGAAACAAGCUUCCAGAGACUUGAUACAAGACAGGAUCCAGAGACCAGACAGAACAAAGAGAGAGCUGAGUUAUGAAGACACAUCACUGUGCUACAUGUGGGAAGAGCCUUUCCUCACCCAGUAAGCUCAAGAAGCACAUGAUGAUCCACACUGGAGAGAAGCCCUACAGCUGUGACCUCUGUGGGAAAACCUUUAGCCAGGCUAUCCAUUUCAGAAUUCAUAGAAGGAUCCACACUGGAGAGAAGCCCUACAGCUGUGACCUCUGUGGUAAAGCCUUUACCCAUGCUAGCAGUUUGACAGUUCACAGCAGGAUCCACACUGGAGAGAAGCCCUACAGCUGUGACCUCUGUGGUAAAACCUUUAGCCACGCUGGCCAUUUCACAACUCACCGCAGGAUGCACACUGGAGAGAAGCCCUACAGAUGUGACCUCUGUGGUAAAACCUUUAGCAGCAAUAGGGGUUUUACAGAUCACUGCAGAAUCCACACUGGAGAGAAGCCCUACAGCUGUGACCUCUGUGGUAAAACCUUUAGCCGGGCUGGCCAAUUAAGAACUCAUAGAAGGAUCCACACUGGAGAGAAGCCCUACAGCUGUGACCUCUGUGGUAAAACCUUUAGCCGUUCUAGCGGUGUGACAGUUCACCACAGAAUCCACACUGGGGAAAAGCCCUACAGCUGUGACCUCUGUGGUAAAACCUUUAACGACGCUGGCCAAUUAACAACUCACCGCAGGAUCCACACUGGAGAGAAGCCCUACGUAUGUUACCUCUGUGGUAAAACCUUUAGAUAUGCUAGCAAUUUAACAGUUCACAGCAGGAUCCACACUGGAGAGAAGCCCUACAGCUGUGACCUCUGUGCUAAAACCUUUAGCCGUGCUAGCAGUUUGACAGAUCACCACAGAAUCCACACUGGGGAAAAGCCCUACAGCUGUGACCUCUGUGGUAAAACCUUUAACCGCGCUGGCCAUUUCACAACUCACCGCAGGAUCCACACUGGAGAGAAGCCCUACAUCUGUUACCUCUGUGGUAAAACCUUUAGCCAUGCUAGUAAAUUAACAGUUCACAGCAGGAUCCACACUGGAGAGAAGCCCUACAGCUUUAUGGAGACACAUCACUGUGAUACGUGUGGGAAGAGCCUUUCCUCAUCCAGUCACCUCAAGAAGCACAUGAGGAUCCACACUGGAGAGAAGCCCUACAGCUGUGACCUCUGUGGGAAAACCUUUAGUCAGGCUAGCCAUUUCAGAAUUCAUAGAAGGAUCCACACUGGAGAGAAGCCCUACAGCUGUGACCUCUGUGGGAAAACCUUUACCCAUGCUAGCAGUUUCACAGUUCACAGCAGGAUCCACACUGGAGAGAAGCCCUACAGCUGUGACCUCUGUGGUAAAACCUUUAGCCACGCUGACAAUUUCACAACUCACUGCAGAAUCCACACUGGAGAGAAACCCUACAGCUGUGACCUCUGUGGUAAAACCUUUAGCCGGGCUAGCCAAUUCAGAACUCAUAGAAGGAUCCACACUGGAGAGAAGCCCUACAGCUGUGACCUCUGUGCUAAAACCUUUAGCCGUGCUAGCAGUUUGACAGAUCACCACAGAAUCCACACUGGGGAAAAGCCCUACAGCUGUGACCUCUGUGGUAAAACCUUUAACCACGCUGGCCAUUUCACAACUCACCGCAGGAUCCACACUGGAGAGAAGCCCUACAUCUGUUACCUCUGUGGUAAAACCUUUAGCCAUGCUAGCAAUUUAACAGUUCACAGCAGGAUCCACACUGGAGAGAAGCCCUACAGCUGUGACCUCUGUGACUAUUCAGGUAAAACAAAGGACCAUCUGAAGAGUCACCUGCGUGUUCACAAUAGAAAACCCCCAAAGAAGUAAUGUCUGGGGCCAAGCUGCCCCAGCAGUCACCACCUGAGAAAACUUCUGUAUGACCCACAGUUGGAAGAACUACCAGCCUACAACUACAAAAUCCCAAUCCCUCUACUGUUAGACUGCUAUCUCCCAAGGUUCUUCCAUUUUGUCAUCUAACUUUUAUUGAUGUAUGACUAUUACGAAUCUUGUCUAGGGGGAAAGGCUGUAACACUAGACAAACACACAAGACAGAACACACAUGCAAACAGGGCGAGGGACGAAACAGCCUGUGUUUUGCACCUCUCUUUCACCAACUGUCUUUAGAAACCUCACCAACUGUCUUUAGAAACCUCCCAAGUUUUCUUCUAUUUUUUUCAAAUUUUCCUUGUCUUCCUUGAGGUUUUAGGUUGGUUAAGGGGCAGUUCUACGGGCGUAUGUGAAGCCCUCUGUGACAUUGCAUUAAAAAGGGUUAUACAAAUAAAUGUGAUUUAAAUUUGA
Osmerus eperlanus (European smelt) is the source of this 2698-nucleotide messenger RNA. Its product is annotated as zinc finger protein 761-like. The record is from RefSeq and is a predicted model, not a curated record. Gene Ontology annotation, biological process: regulation of transcription by RNA polymerase II. The coding region runs from base 428 to 2227 and encodes 599 amino acids. Gene Ontology annotation, cellular component: nucleoplasm. Gene Ontology annotation, molecular function: RNA polymerase II cis-regulatory region sequence-specific DNA binding; DNA-binding transcription repressor activity, RNA polymerase II-specific. NCBI's taxonomy places the organism in Eukaryota, Metazoa, Chordata, Actinopteri, Osmeriformes, Osmeridae. The transcript is spliced from 4 exons.